Messenger RNA from Pseudophryne corroboree (corroboree frog), 3197 nucleotides. RefSeq names its product NACHT, LRR and PYD domains-containing protein 12-like. The record is from RefSeq and is a predicted model, not a curated record. The transcript is spliced from 11 exons. Gene Ontology annotation, molecular function: protein binding. Gene Ontology annotation, cellular component: cytoplasm. The coding region runs from base 76 to 2901 and encodes 941 amino acids. Lineage: Eukaryota; Metazoa; Chordata; Amphibia; Anura; Myobatrachidae.
UGUCUGUGAGUAACACUGCUCCAGCUUCCGGAUCUCCCGGCACUGGGGAUCGGAACGCUCAGGUUGAAACAGAAAAUGGGUCAGUCCACUACCAGGUGUUAUAUUCAAGAUGGCAUUGCGAAAUUCCAUCAGCAGAUAUCUGGCUACGGAAUGCAGGAGCUGAGAAUCAUAUACGAGUAUUACAGAAGGGAGAUGAUUUACAUUGUGGAGACCAUGGGCACUGAGAUCCUGCUGAGGGAGUUGGCCUCUCGGAAUGUGCUCGAUGAAGAGCAAUAUGUAGAAACGGAAAAACAUGGCAAGCACUUCGAGUUUUCUGAGAAGUUGGUACAAGACGUGUUGGAGAGAGGAAGAGAAGCCGUGAUUGGAUUCUGGGAAUGUCUCUACGAUCUAGCGAUUGAUCACAGUUGUCCUACUUUGUCUGCGCUAGUGAAUGAAAUUGAUAAGACAGGUGACACGUUGAUGCAGCAGAUUCUAUUGGAUGGACAUGGCCACUCAUUAACGCCAGAGCUGAAAGAUCUGCAGGGACUUCACAAGCAACAUCUUCUGGAGAGAGCUCAGAAUCUAGACAAAAAUAGAUCACCAGGAUCUAUACAUGAAAAUGAACGUUUGUACAUUCCUGAACAUAAGGAUCUGAUCGUUGUCUCAAUUCGCCGCCCUCAUAAGUGGUCUCAGCAUUGGCUCAUAGAGAGUGGGAGGAAACAUGAGGAAUUUUUUCAAAUUGAACAGAGUAAGCUAGAAUGUAUUCCCCAUGGCAGACUGUUCCGCUGGUCAACUCGAUAUAAAUCUACACCGCGUUCAGUAGUAGUGAGCGGAGCACCGGGUGUAGGGAAGACCACACUGAUGCAGAGGUUUGUCUAUGACUGGGUGCAUGGAAAGCUCUAUCAGAGAUUUGCCUUUGUCUUCUUUUUCAAAUUCCAGGAACUCAACCGGCUGGAUGAGGUCAGCUUGGAGGAGAUGAUCCUUCAGGAAUGUCCCCACCUGCAGAACCACCUCCAGGACAUCUUACAGGAUCCAGAGAAAAUGCUCUUUAUAUUUGAUGGCUUAGAUGAAAGUGUUCACCAAAUGGAUUUCAGAUUAAAUAAAUUGUGCCGCGAUAUAAAGCAGAAAGAAAAUCUCGGUGUGAUUGUGGUUAGCUUGGUAAAACAGUCUCUUCUCAAGGGAUGCUCCAUACUAAUCACUAGUCGGACAACAAAGCUAUCAUCAGUUGGCACCAGGUUUUUCAAGCGGGUAACUGAGAUUAUGGGGUUGAUCCCCAGGGAAAGACAGAUGUACUGCGAGCAGUUUUUCAGGAACAAGGAAUUGUCAGAGAAAUGUUUUCAUUAUAUGCGGGAUAAUGGGACACUAUACAACUUCUGUUAUAUCCCAUCUUUCUGCGAGAUGGUGUGUACAGUAUUCUCAUCAUGCUUCAAAGACCACCCAACAAUCCAUGAUCAGGCAACGUCACCGUUGCCCAAAACGUUGACACAACUCUUUGUGACUUUUGUUGCCAACAUCCUGACCAAUCACAGCCAGGUGAGGGAGCGGGCUCGGGAACUGCUAACAUCUUUUGGACGGAUGGCAGAACAUGGAGUAAUGAAUCACAUUGUUGCAUUUAAUGAACAAGAUCUGGCGUCAUUUAAUGUGGAUCCAUCCUCACAGAUCUUUUCCAGUUUCAUGAAGAAAUCAGAUCAUCCUCCUAACACAAUCUUUUCCUUUAUACAUGCCACUCUUCAGGAUUUUUUUGCUGCCUUGGUCCAUUAUAUUAACGAAUGUCCUGAGACGUUACAAAAGUCCCUUGAAGAAGCCAAAUCACAUAAUGACAGCCGGGGUGAAAUAUUCCUUUGUUUCCUCUGCGGUCUCUCAGACAGCAACACUAGGUCCAUAUUAAAGCCUUAUUUGGGAGAACUAUCUUCUCACACUGCCAAAGAGGUCAUCACGUUUCUACAAAACCCCAUUGCGGACAUCCAAGAUUGGGAAGAUGACAAGAGAAAGUUUCUCAGUGUGUUCUUCUAUCUCUUUGAGACCCAGAAUAAGGAUUUUGUUUUAGAAUAUUUUGGAUCAUUCAAAAGUUUAGAAUUUUCCCAAAUCCACCUGACACCUCUGGAUUGCACGUUGCUGUCCUUUAUCCUCGAAUCCUGCAGAGAAACAGCAGAACUGCGUCUAGAUCAGUGUAACAUUCACAGUGAGUCCUUGGAGAGACUUGCACCGGCUCUACGUACUGUAAAGAGUUUAAGGUUUUAUAACAAUAAUCUGCGAGAUGACGGCGUUCGGUCCAUUUGUUCUGCACUAAUUCACCCUGAAUGCAAGAUCCAGACUCUGUCUUUGACAAUGACCGGACUGACCGACAUUUCCUGCUCACACCUGGGAUCUGCAAUAAGUAAUAACCAGUCGCUGAGAACACUGGACCUGGCAUAUAACAGACUGGAAGGCCCUAAAUUCAGUGACUUGAUGACUGCUCUGUCCAGCCCAACAUGUCGGAUAGAGGAGUUGCACCUGAACAGUUGUCGCUUGACGGACAGUUCCUGCUCCCCGCUGGCGUCUGCAAUAACUAAUAACCAGUCUCUGCGGGUGCUAUACUUAUCCGAUAAUAACUUGGCUGGGCCUCACUUCAGCGACUUAAUAGCAGCACUGUCCAGUCCGUCCUGCUGUAUAGAGGAAUUAAUGAUCCGAGAGUGUUUUUGGGAAAAUGAACAGUUUCCAUUACUAGUAUCACUGAGUAAUCCCACAAAGCUCAGGAAACUAGACCUGGGUAGUAAUAGAUUUUCAGAGGCUGACGCCUGUCACAUCGAGGAGCUAAUACUGAGGUCACCCAGCCUGAAAGAGAUCAGCAUCCAUUGUUAUCACACUGUGCCCUGGGAAAUAAGGGAAAAGCUGGAAAAGCUGCAGGAUCACAAGCCGGGCCUAUCGGUUGACAUUUACUGAACAUAUAGGAACCAUGACUGAAGAACAGCAGAGUGGACGACACGUUCCGGUUACCGUUUUUUUUGGUCGCUCGCAGUUGUUUUAUGUAUGCGAAUAAGAUGCACAUUCUGAGCACGAAAGAUGAUUGGCGAGGCCAAGUCACAUGGGACCAGAUGCACUGAGAGCGGUUGUAUGGCGAGACUGAAGUGACUGUGUAGGAGCACACAUCUGUAUGCAAUGAAAUUGCUGUAACUAACAUAGUGACCUGCUGCUACAGUAUAAUAAUGUGUCCCGAAAUAAACAUCUGAUGAAAGUGA